UCUCUCUAAUUCUUCUCCGAAACAGAAGCUGCUGCAUAAAUAAAUACUCGACUUUCAAUUUUUUAAAAGAGACGGCUAGGGUUUAUUGCUUCUCUCUACAAUGGCGUUGUAUCUUCUUUCCGAAUCAGCCUCCGGCUUCGGACUGUACUCGGCACACGGUAUAGAUGAGAUUGGACAGAACGCGGAGGCGGUUCGGAGCUCCGUCUCGGACCUUAGUCGGUUCGGGCGGGUCGUCCAGCUCACUGCGUUUCAACCGUUCCAGUCUGCACUCGAUGCUCUCAACCAAACCAGCGCCGUCUCUGAAGGGUAUAUGAGUGAUGAGCUGAGAAGUUUUCUGGAGCUGAAUCUCCCGAAAGUGAAGGAAGGGAAGAAGCCCAAGUUUAGUUUGGGAGUGGCUGAGCCAAAAAUCGGGUCUUGCAUAUUUGAAGCCACUAACAUUCCUUGCCAGAGCAAUGAGUUCAUCCAUGAGCUUCUUAGAGGUGUGCGCCAGCAUUUUGAUAGGUUCAUCAAAGACCUAAAGCCUGGUGAUUUGGAAAAAGCUCAACUUGGACUAGCUCACAGUUACAGUAGAGCAAAGGUGAAGUUCAAUGUUAACCGGGUGGAUAACAUGGUUAUUCAAGCUAUUUUCCUACUUGACACGCUUGAUAAGGAUGUCAAUUCCUUUGCUAUGAGAGUCAGAGAAUGGUACUCGUGGCACUUCCCUGAACUUGUCAAGAUAGUCAAUGAUAAUUACCUUUAUGCCAGAGUUUCAAAGAUUAUCGAGGACAAGUCGAAGUUGUCUGAAGAGCAUAUCCCAAUGCUUACUGAAGUCUUGGGGGAUGAAGAUAAGGCAAGAGAGGUUGUUGAAGCUGGAAAAGCAUCCAUGGGCCAGGAUUUAUCACCCGUUGAUCUGAUCAACGUCCAGACCUUUGCUCAGAGAGUUAUGGACCUCGCUGAUUACAGGAAGAAGCUCCAUGAUUAUCUUGUUACUAAAAUGAGCGACAUUGCUCCAAAUUUGGCAGCCUUGAUCGGAGAGAUGGUUGGUGCUAGGUUGAUUUCACAUGCAGGAAGUCUUACAAAUCUUGCCAAGUGCCCAUCGUCAACUCUCCAGAUUCUCGGUGCUGAGAAGGCUCUUUUCAGGGCGCUGAAAACACGUGGAAACACACCCAAAUAUGGUCUUAUAUUCCAUUCGUCAUUCAUCGGGCGUGCAUCUGCCAAAAACAAGGGCCGUAUUGCUCGUUACCUUGCAAACAAGUGUUCCAUUGCAUCCCGGAUUGAUUGUUUCGCUGAUAGCAGCACUACAGCUUUCGGUGAGAAACUAAGGGAGCAAGUGGAGGAACGACUUGAGUUUUAUGACAAAGGUGUUGCCCCACGUAAGAAUGUUGACGUAAUGAAAGAAGUGCUGGAAAAUCUUGAAAAGAAAGACGAGGGAGAAGCAACAGUAGAAGUCUCAGAGAAGAAAAAGAAGAGAAAGACAGAGGACAAGGAAGAGGAGAAAUCAAAGAAAAAGAAGAAGAAAAGCAAAGCAGUAGAAGAAGAGGAGUUGACAACAACAGAUAAUGGUGACAGCAAGAAGAAGAAGAAGAAGAAGAAAACCAAGUCACAAGAUGAUGAAUAAACAAACAAGUCUGAGUAGUAGUAAUGCACUAGUUUUUAGUUUUCUUUCUUCCACAUAGCUUUUGAUUACUAAUUUACUAUUGAGCCUGUCUCAAACUAGUUCUUUUUCCCCACAUGGCUCUGUUUUUGACUUUAAAACAGCUUUUAAACAUGGAGAAAUUAUAUAUCAGAUUUUCAGGUUGGUUAUUAUUAAUU
Camelina sativa (false flax) is the source of this 1791-nucleotide messenger RNA. Its product is annotated as nucleolar protein 56-like. The record is from RefSeq and is a predicted model, not a curated record. Gene Ontology annotation, cellular component: box C/D methylation guide snoRNP complex; small-subunit processome. Gene Ontology annotation, molecular function: snoRNA binding. NCBI's taxonomy places the organism in Eukaryota, Viridiplantae, Streptophyta, Magnoliopsida, Brassicales, Brassicaceae.